AUGGCGGAACAGAUCGAGGACUUGAAGGUGAGAGCGGAGAGCUCAAAGCUCGUCAAGCCUUUGUACCAAGGCGAACCACCUUGCGCCGAUCUCUGCAUUCCGCUGAGUGUCUUCGAUAAGAUCACUUACAACCUCCACGUGGAACUUAUCUACGCCUUCCGGCCGCCGACGCCAUCGAACUCGGACAUCGAGAAGGGCCUCGCCACGGCGCUCUCCGAGUACCGUGAGUGGGCUGGCCGGCUGCGCGAGGAUGCCCAGGGUGAGCUCGUCAUCCUCCUCAAUGACGCCGGGAUACUGUUCGUCGAGGCGACCUCGGACGACGUGCUCGGCCGGGACGUCCUCGAGCCGUCGCGGGCCUUGCACCGGCUGCAUCCGUUGGUCAACGGCGUGGAGGAGCUGUUGCAGGUGCAGCUGACGAGGUUCGCGUGUGGAACCCUGGUGGUGGGCUUCACGUCGCAUCACAUGGUCGCGGAUGGCCACUCCAUGAGCAGGUUCAUCGUGGCAUGGGGCCUCGCCACACGGGGCCUCCCGAUGGAUCCCCUUCCCUUGCACGGCCGCGGCGCCUUCUUCAUCCCCCGCAACCCACCUCGCGUCGAGUUCGAGCACCGUGGGGUGGAGUUCACGGCCAAGAACGCGUCCGACACCGAGGAGGACGUCCCUCUGACGGCCGACCUAGUGGUCCACAAGGCGCACUUUAGCAGAGAAUUCCUGGAGAGUCUCAAGGCCAAGGCCUCUCUCGGGGCCGACCGGCGCUACACCACGUUCGAGAGCUUGAUGGCGCACUUAUGGCGAGUCGUGAACGUAGCCCGUGGGCUGGACGAGCACAUCCCCAGCACCGUCCACAUCUCCGUCAACGGCCGCGCGAGGCUGAGGCCCCCCGUGCCGGACGAAUACUUCGGCAACCUGGUGGUGUGGGCGUGUCCCCGCGCGAAGGUUGGGGAGCUCGUCAACAGGCCACUGCAGUCCAUCGCGGAGGUCGUCCGCGAGGGAAUCGCGAAGAUGGACGACAGAUAUUUCAGAUCGUUGAUAGAUUUUGCGAGCUCGAAGGAGGUGACGGAGGGCCUGAAGGGGACGAUCGAAGCGAAAGAGGCGGCGUUCUGCCCAAACUUUGAGGUGAACAGCUGGGUGAGGUUCCCGUUCUGGGACCUCGAUUUUGGUAGUGGGAAGCCCUUCUUGUUCAUGCCGAGCUUCUAUGCCGUGGAGGGGAUGAUAUUCUUGGUAGAAUCCCCCACCGGAGACGGAAGCAUCGACGUUUAUGUUACUUUGUUCAGCCACAACUUGGACUCGUUCAAGCAGCUAUGCUGUCUGCUCGACUAG
This is a messenger RNA of Musa acuminata AAA Group (dessert banana), 1317 nucleotides long. Its product is annotated as agmatine hydroxycinnamoyltransferase 1-like. Gene Ontology annotation, molecular function: acyltransferase activity, transferring groups other than amino-acyl groups. Bases 1 to 1317 code for a protein of 438 amino acids. The record is from RefSeq and is a predicted model, not a curated record. The transcript has a single exon. Lineage: Eukaryota; Viridiplantae; Streptophyta; Magnoliopsida; Zingiberales; Musaceae.